GAAGAAGAAGAAGUCCGUGACCUCAUCAAGGUGCUUCUCCUGCAGCACUAUCAUAAUAAUAAUACAUUACAUUUAUAUAGCGCUUUUCCUGGUGCUCAAAGAUGAGGCGCUGGGUCCGGACCGGGGCCGCUCUGGUGCUGGGAGCGGGUCUGGGAGUCUGGGUCGGCCGCGCGACGAGCCUCAGCCCCGGGGAGGAGCAGCGGGGGGUCGGGGGGCUGCUGGAGAGGGUCCCUGUGAUCCCGGUGAUCCCGUGGGUGGAGGCCUCCGAGCUCACGGUGAGAGUGUGUCGGGGGGGGGCGGCAGUGAUGAAGUACGGCUUCCCCUCGUUAGCAAACAUCAAGACGCGAGAGUCCUACGUGACCUCGUACGACCCCCGCACACGCACUGCAUCCUGGGUAAUCGAGAGGCUGAGCCCCGCCUCCCUGAGCGGCCAAUCAGACAGGAAGAGCUGCGACUUCAUGGAGGACGACAGUGUGAACGUGCUCCACAGGUCCACCAACACUGACUACAGGGGGAGUGGCUUCGACAGAGGUCACAUGGCUGCAGCAGCCAAUCACAAGUGGAGCCAGAAGGCCAUGCAGGACACCUUCUACCUGAGCAACGUGGCCCCACAGAAUCCUCAAUUGAACCGGUACACCUGGAAUAACCUGGAGAAACACUGCCGCUCUCUGACCAAAAACUACCUGGAUGUCUACGUGUGCACCGGCCCCCUCUACCUGCCCAGACAGGAGGCUGAUGGAAAGCUGUACGUACGAUAUCAGGUUUUGGGGCAUAACCACGUUGCCGUGCCGACGCACUUCUUCAAGGUGCUGAUCCUGGAGCAGAUGGAUGGCAGGGGGGUGGAGCUUCGGUCGUACGUCUUACCGAACGAACCAAUCGAGGAGAAGGUCCCUCUGGAGCGCUUCCUGGUUCCCAUAGAAACCAUCGAGAGGGCGGCGGGGCUGCAGUUCAUCCCGAACAUCAUGAAGAGAACGAGCCGUCUGCAGAGCAUCACUGCACGAUAACACCCACAAUGCACUGCAGGAGGAACGCCCACAAUGCACUGCAGGAUUAACGCCCACAAUGCACUGCAGGAUGAACACCCACAAUGCACUGCAGGAUGAACACCCACAAUGCACUGCAGGAUGAACGCCCACAAUGCACUGCAGGCUUACCUGUCGCCUCAUGGCUGAACAAUAAUCUGAGUUUAUGUGUUAAGUGUUUCUGUAAAUAAAUCAACUGUAAUUAUCUCCA
Molecule: messenger RNA, 1233 nt
Organism: Trematomus bernacchii (emerald rockcod)
Lineage: Eukaryota; Metazoa; Chordata; Actinopteri; Perciformes; Nototheniidae
Gene: endog
Product: endonuclease G
Exons: 6
Coding region: 102-1004 (300 amino acids)
Biological process (GO): apoptotic DNA fragmentation
Cellular component (GO): mitochondrial inner membrane; nucleus
Molecular function (GO): nucleic acid binding; single-stranded DNA endonuclease activity; metal ion binding
Source: RefSeq, a predicted model, not a curated record